Messenger RNA from Monosiga brevicollis MX1, 1032 nucleotides. RefSeq lists its product as uncharacterized. Lineage: Eukaryota; Choanoflagellata; Craspedida; Salpingoecidae. The record is from RefSeq and is a predicted model, not a curated record. The transcript is spliced from 5 exons. Bases 1 to 1032 code for a protein of 343 amino acids.
AUGACGAAGCGUGUAAGUACAAGAAAUGGUAAAACACUUCGUAUUGAAUGGCUCAAUGACAAGGGAGAGUAUCAUCGGUCCGAUGAUGAACCUGCCGUUACUAUCUAUAACAAAGACGGCAGUAUGGGAUGCCAGAUUUGGUACCAGAAUGGGUCGAUACUUAGGAAUGAGGACGAUCCGGCAUUUAUCUCAUAUUACCCCAAUGGUGGUGUUAAGGAGAAGAAUUGGGUUUGGCGGGUUGACUGCGAUUACGAUGAAGAUGGCAACAGAUAUGAUUUUGUUCGUAAACCAAUUACCCCUGCUCCUGCUCCAGGUAAACCAAUCACUCCUACUCCGGCUCCUGCUCCAGGUAAACCAAUCACGCCUACUCCAGCUCCUGCUCCAGGAGAUGCCGAUGCCAUCAAGAUAUUCAAUGGCAACUUGCAACGGGUUGUUCUGUGGCUACAAGCUGGCGCUCAAGAAAAGAUUCGGAGCGCGGCGGAUGGGCUUAUGAGUAUGGAUGCAGAUGCGCUAGCUCAGGCUAUUAAAGACGGUGAUGCUGACUUACAAGCUGCCAUCCUAACUCAAAAACAGGUAUAUAGUUCUGAGUGGCGCAAUAAGUUCGGGGACUACAAGAACACUCUGAGGAGUCAGUACAAUGCCCAGCAAUUUAAGAACGCCAUGAAGAAAGUUGUGAGCAAAUCGGUAGCGGAUGCAAAGACAGACAUUGUCAAUCAAUUAACAGACAUGCUUACUUUCGUACCCUCUUUUCAUUCCAAAGUUCCGCCCAGCUAUGAAGAGUCUGUUAAAGAGAUGGUUGAUUCAGACUUUGUGCAAGCUGUACAAUCUCGGGUCAAUGGUCAGUACGAGAUGUCAGUGGCGGUAAAACAUGGGCAUAACGGACAGUGGCGGAGUGGUAAAUUCCUUGCCACCAGUGAACCCAGCAUUUACAUUUGGAGUCCUGAUGACUACGAUGAUUUAGAGGACGAUGGCGAGGACUUUGCCGAGGAUUUUCAGGCAGUUGAUGCUCGCAUAUACUUCAAGCUUGCUUAA